GCGGCAGCUAUGCAAAUGCAAGCUUCCCAGAAGCGUAGGUUUGUGGAUGCGGCGUUGGAUGCCAAGGAGGCAGCGCCUGCGGCGGCGACUGCAGGGCAGGCGGCGGGGCCAAUAAAUGCCGAGGAGGCAGCGCCUUUGGCGGUGGCGACGCAAGCUUCCAAGAAGCGUAAGUCUGCGGCCGUGGCGUUAAAUUACAAGGUGCCAGCGCCUGACACGGUGACUGCAGUUGAGGUGACGGCGGCGCCAUUGCAAGCAUCCAACAAAUGUAAGUUCCAGAUCAUCGAUGUGGACCAAGAUCCACCACAGAGCAGAGACGUCGAUGAUGCGGGGAGUGUCGAUCACAUUGGCCGCCUCCCGGACGCCGUACUCUGCAGUAUAGUCUCUCUUCUCCCCACCAAGGAAGGUGCCCGCACGCAGGUCAUCUCUCGCCGGUGGCGUCCGCUCUGGCGCUCUGCUCCUCUCAACCUCGUGAUGAACCAAGAACUCAACAGCAACAACCACAAUUUGGGCGACUUGAUUCCAAAGAUCCUCUCUGUGCAUCCUGGCCCCGCACGCCGCUUCUCGCUCUGCCUCUCUAAUAGCAAGUAUCAUGGCAAGAUCAAGGGCUGGCUUAGUUCCCAAGCCCUGGACAGGCUACAGGAGUUUGAGCUCAUCCCCGAGCGUUGGUUCGACGUCAGGGGUAUUUUCUACCUGCUGCCAUCGUCUGUCUACCGCUUCGCGCCCACGCUCCGUGUGGCCAAAUUCGGCGCCUGCCGUUUCUCCAAUUUGAUUGUGAAGCUGUCGCUCAAGUUUCCGUGCCUCAAGCAGCUCACCCUGGAUAGAGUCACCAUCUCGGAGGAUGCUCUCCACAGCGUGCUCUUUGGCUGCUCUGCCUUGGAAAGCCUUGAGCUAAAUAAAAAUUCUGGCUUUGGUCGCCUCUGCAUCAGCUCCCAAACUCUUAAGAGUAUAGGCUUUUGCACUAACCAGUUUAGUGUCCCUUUCCAAAAGUUGGUCAUCAAGGAUGCCCCGUGCCUUGAGAGAUUGCUACCACUUGAACCACGGGUUGGCCCAAGGACCAUACGGGUAAUCUCGGCACCUAGACUGAACAUAUUGGGUGUGCUCUCUACAAGCAUAACAGAACUUCAGCUUGGAACCACAGUUUUCCGGAGUAUGAUUGCUGUUGGCUUGACAACCAAAAUGCAGAGCGUGAGGGUGUUGGUUCUUGACUACACUAAUCUGGAUAUAGUGGUUAACUUCCUCAAGUGCUUCCCCUGCUUAGAGAGGCUGCAUGUCUUUUUCCGGUUCCAGAAGAUGAGUUAUAAUAAUCGGGGGGAGUAUGACCCACCGGAACCGAUUGAAUGUCUUGAGCUGCAUCUCAAAGAAGUAUUGUUUAAGAAUUAUGACAGCACCGUCCCUUUGUGUAUUGACUUCGCCAAGUUCUUUGUUUUGAAUGCGAAAGUGCUAAAGGAAAUGAAAAUCACAUUGCCUUACCACCGGCAGUACAACUGGUUUGCUAAUCAACACCGGCUGCUGCGGACCAAAGAUAGAAUUUCUCAAGAUGCUCGGAUUGAACUGAGAUGCGGCAAUAAUGUUUAUUUCAGAGACAACAGGAACACCCAUGAUUUGUCAAUGGCUGAUCCUUUUGACGUGCCCUCCAGCGGAUGCAAAAAGUGCAGUGGAUCCCCAUUUUGAAGAUUGCCUUGUCUAGUGUUCAAAGCCCAACUUUAUGUCGCUGCUUUUGUUUCUAGCCUGACGCUCAAAGAUAGGAUCUACUUCACUCAGUGAUGGAAUGUUUUGUGGCCUACUCAGAAUUAUACCUGGUGGCGGAGGAGGUGGUGUCUAAGCUCAGGCUGCAAAUCUGAACUUGCCGCUUGAAGGGGUUUGUCAGUAGUUUAUUUUAUAUGUGUUUUUGUGCUUGUUUAGAUCUGUAAUGCUUAGUUAGUUGUGGUAAUCUGUUUUGUUGUUUGGUCCUGUAAUUUAAGCUGCUGACAGAAGCAGCUAGUACUAUUAUUAUCUACUGUAUCCUAUAACUCGCUUUAGUGAAAAAGGAUGUUUCAUGCCUUCUGUCUCAAAUUUAUCCCUUUGCAAUUCAUGACAGAAUGUUUGCAACCUUGUUUCUGCUAGUUUCAGUGAAUAAUGCAUCUUUGGUUUGUAGAAGUGUUUAUUUAUCAUUUCUGCUUUCAGGUGAUAAUUUGGUGUCAUGAAACCAUGUAGUGGUCUAGCUUACUUGAUUUUUCCUUCUCUGCAUAUACGCAAUAAUAUUACUUACUGAUUUGUGCUGCAGCAUCUAUACUCAUCACAUUGGUUUUUAGGCCGCCUAUUAGUUACUGUAGUAUAUAUAGUUCAGCAAUAUGGAUAUUUUUCUAUGAUCGUAUCUCUGUAUGUCUAUAUGGUGUAUCUCUAUAUGGUACAGGGGUAUACGGUAUUACCCUUAGUUGGCACUUGCCCGUAGUGACCUUGCAUCGGCAACAAGAAGCUAUUUCAUGUUAAUAAUUAGUAUUGGCAGCUACUGGUUUUUGCCAGCUUUGUAAUUCCUCAAGAAAUGUUUGGUCUGUUACACAGUUUUUGUGUGUUAAUAAUCCUUUUCCGUUUGGUAAUUUCAUUGUCAUGGUUAUCAUUACCAGCCUGCAUACAUACGUAUAUCCUCUGUUUUUUUUUGAGUGAUCUGGGUGUUGUAUUCAUUUAAUGAACACAUGCCACUUUUGAAGUCAUACAGGCUUGAAAACACACAGGUUGAACCUGACACCUGCCCCGUUCCGUUAGCUUGCUUGGAUUUUUUUUUUUUGAGUUGGCUCUGCAUCGAAUUAUCCAUUUUCGUCUUCAUUCAUAUCUAUACUGCAGCACUAGUAACAUGCUCUGUGGGAAUGGUUUUUUUAUUUGAGCAUCCUAUACUGAGGCAAAGCACAUUUUGUGAUUUUCUUCUAGUAUUAACCAGCAAUACCUGCUUAAUGUUUCCAUGGUAGGGUGAGGCAUUGAGCAGUGCGAAUUCAGAGGCGUAGCGGCCUCAACAUAGGGGAUCAGCUUACUGGCAGGUGAGAAGGAAGCUGUGAGAUCAUCAUGUGAAAGACACGAAGGAAGCUGUGAUGUUUGACGAGGACACUAGGUUUUCUGGACGAAGAAGAUGAAGCUGCAACGGUGGAAUGUGUUAAGAUCUGAAAUGCAGUUGACAGUGAGAUAAGAGUUGAUACCUGCUGAGGUUUGUUCCACUCGAAUCUCUGCCGAUUAAUAAAGCGAACCAGAAUUGGAUUUCGAUGCCCCGUCACUGGACCGGCAGUAUGAUUUCACUCCGAUGGUUUAAAUUCUCACAGUAUGCUUGUAUUAGGUGCAGUAGAAUUCCAGAGAUUUAAGGAGGAUUAUUUGAUGGGAUGCAGACAAAUGAUGCGGGUUGCUUGAGGUGUGGAAUUCUAUACUAUCUCCGUAACUAAAUAUAAGACGUUUUUGCAGUUCAGUAACAUGUACAGGCAUGGGUGUGUAUGUAUCGAGGUCACAUCCCAGAAAUGUGUGGCUUGGAUGGAGUCUGAAGAUGGAAACUGGGACCUGAAAUUGAAAUGCAAACAGCCAAACAUGAUGUUUUAUUACAUACAGAUACAGUGCAUAUAUAUGAUCCAGGUUAACCUGGGAGUUUGCUGUUUC
This is a messenger RNA of Aegilops tauschii subsp. strangulata, 3612 nucleotides long. Its product is annotated as putative F-box/FBD/LRR-repeat protein At5g56810. The record is from RefSeq and is a predicted model, not a curated record. Lineage: Eukaryota; Viridiplantae; Streptophyta; Magnoliopsida; Poales; Poaceae. Gene Ontology annotation, molecular function: protein binding.